AGAAGAGUGAAGACGGAAGUGAGUUCCUCCAGCCAGCAGCCAUGAAGAUGACAGCAGAAAACUCUUCUGGAAACAUCGAGGUGACGAUGGAUGAUGUGAAGACCCUCAUCAAGAAGAAAGAUGAGAUUGAAGAGCAGAUCAAGGCGUAUUAUGACGUUUUAGAGGACCAAGGUGUCGGAGUUGAGGGUCCCCUGGUUGACGCGGAGGGUUUCCCCAGAGCCGAUCUGAAUCUGUACCAGAUCAGGACCGCCAGACACAACAUUUCAUGUUUGCAAAAUGACCACAAGGCCAUCAUGGCUGACAUCGAAGAAGCCCUGCACAAACUGCACGCCCGAGACAAAGCCAAGAGAGAACUGGACGAGGCCGGCGCUCAGGAGGAGGCCAUGGAUCUGGAGGUCAACCUACCUUCUCCCUUCGCACGGGUGGAUGCCGUGACAGAAAGCUCGCCCGCCUGCAGAGCUGGGCUCCGAGUUGGUGACGAAGUCGUCGAAUUUGGUUCAGUGAACACAAGGAACUUUCAGAACCUGCAGAACAUUGCCUCUGUGGUUCAGCACAGUGAAGGGAAACCAUUACGUGUCACUGUGGUCCGGGGGGGCCAGAAAGUCCAAAUGAGCCUGACUCCUCAGAAAUGGUCAGGCAGAGGUCUGCUUGGAUGCAACAUUGUCCCAGUCCAGCGGUGAUCAUCAUCACAUCUUGCAGUCUGAACAUUGGAGCCUUUUCCUCUACUUUUGUCCCCGAGUGGUUUCUAAGUUGAUUUUGUAUAAAUGACAGAAUGAAGUGAGAUUUUUCUUUCAGUGCAGGUUGGUCUUAAAAAAAAAAAAAAAAAAAAAUUGUAGAGAUAAAGCUUGAUAGAACUGCAGCCGAGUUUCCUGAUUGAUCAC
Messenger RNA from Salarias fasciatus (jewelled blenny), 881 nucleotides. It is a transcript of the gene psmd9, whose product is annotated as proteasome 26S subunit, non-ATPase 9. The transcript has 6 exons. Gene Ontology annotation, cellular component: nucleus; cytoplasm. The record is from RefSeq and is a predicted model, not a curated record. Lineage: Eukaryota; Metazoa; Chordata; Actinopteri; Blenniiformes; Blenniidae. Bases 42 to 680 code for a protein of 212 amino acids. Gene Ontology annotation, molecular function: protein binding. Gene Ontology annotation, biological process: proteasome regulatory particle assembly.